AUGAUAUUAGGUAUAUGGUCGCUUGUGGAUGCCUCCAGCGAAGGUGCCUCUAGUCAUCCGACGUUGAAGUGGAGCGUCUGUGAGGUCAAAGGCUUACAAGGUGCUAUUCUUCCACCAUUAGAAUCCUCGGAAUUUAACUAUUUACAUCCAUGGCAAGAACCGCUGCCCAAUUCGAUAUUCAUCAAUAGAAUCAAUCCAGACAAUUGUCCAGGUAGAGAUGAUCUCACUGACGAUGUUGACAAGGAAAGCAUUGACAUAUCUGUAUUCGUGGAUUUUAUUUUCACGCCUGGUCGGUUUGCCUUGCAAGCUAUCUACAACGCUUUUAAGAUCUCCAGACGGACGCAGGGAGCCACCAGUUUGCGCGACUGCGUUGUCGAGAUUGCUUACUGUCUCAUUGUCGUCAGGUUGUUAGAGGCCUCGCACAAAGCCAGGAUCGAUUUAGUGGCAGAGGAUUGCCAUCAUCCCAUCAGUUGUGGGGUUGCCGAUGCAGAUAGUGAGGGGAUGUGUGAAGCUUUUGAGUGGCUCCUGGACUUACUCUCAGUACCAGAAGACCACCCAAUGUUGGUUAGUCGGAGUGAGGAAGAAGGUGUGGCACAGGAUGAGAGCUCUGCUGGAAAUGUCACAAACCGUGGGAUUAACUUCCAAGGUUCUUCGUACUCAAUGGACUUUGGUUCAAGGCUAACAGCGGAACUGUUGCGUCAGGGCGUCUGGCGUGCAACAAACACCCACCUUCGUUUCUGUGUUGCAGCAUAUCUGCUCUGGCGUCACGGUAAUUACUUUGCGUCCACAGGUAGUAGUCGGCGAGUGGAGGAGAAGCUGCAACAGGUCUAUCGGUCCCUCGCAGUCAUCCAGUGGUUGACUUUAACUCGAGGUGGACCUAUGCCGGAGAAGGGGUACCUAUCUUCGGUAUCGACACAUCUUAAGCUGCUCGGAAUGCCGGAGUGGACCCCGUGUUCAGAAUUCGGUGUUUUGGGGGAACCCGGUCAACGAGGCGUCUCAUUGAGUGAGAAUUUCAUUCAGUAUCCCGGAGUGACGCUCCUAGAAGAGCUCAUUCUGUCAGCGUCCUCCAACCUACCUAUUCGACCAUGCAAAGAGUUCUGGCAAGCACAAUCCUCAAAUGUCAUUACUGCGCUUCAAAGAGAAUUCUGGCCGGUGCUCGAGGGCGGCCAAACCAUGCUUCCAGUGUUACGACAUCUGUUGGUGAACGCCCGGUGCCGGGAUAUACUAGCUUUAUGCAAAUGCCUCUCGCCAAGCGCCUUUGCCGAUAUCAAUCUGGAGGGACUUUUGAAGACUUGCCCAAAAAGUGACGAAGCAGAAGAAUCUGAACUUAUUCCUGCAAUCGAGUCUUGGUGGCCGGGUGACGUAAACGCCCUAUAUGUCUGCGCCUGCCUUGCACUUCUGUGGUCUGGUCUCACAGACGAGGCUAUUGAGCAGCACAUUGAGGGGUCUUUGUACUUGCGAAAUCGCCUGCUUGGUCGUUUGCAUCCCUUGUCUAAUGAGUGUCUCCCAGGGCUGAUAUUCAACGAAAAUGCAGCUGCGCCGUGCUCCAUCUUAGAACAACUAUUCCCUACCGAAUUUUCCCUGAGUGGGUCACUUGGCCUUCCUCCGUCUAUUUAUGGCGACAAAAGCUUCCUCUACACUCCUUUUGUUGUCGACGAGGUGCAGAUACGCUACUUGAUUAAAAUAAUGCCGGUGUUAGAGCACCUUGACAAAUCCCAGCAUGUGAUUCGGUUGUGUGAGUAUGCACUGGGUGUUAUUCGGAGAGCAGCCAACAACGCAAGUACAAAGGGUUUUUUAAACUUCCGAGUAGAUCCUCAUCUCUCGUCGCUUCUUUGUGGCACUGGUGCUAAAACGGUCUAUCCGCCUUUUGAUGUGAUCGCUCCACAACAAACGGGCCGCAACAGUCUCUUUCCCGUCUCCGCCGUUUGUAUCGAGGACACUGAUUUUUUGGACAUCGCGAACAACCUUUCCGAACUCGAGGCAGUUCUUCGGACUCGCGUCUUUAAGCACGAACUGGCCAUGGGUAACACCGCUAGAGCCCAUGCUCUCGUCAUGAGCAACCCUGACAAAGCCAGGUUAGGCAGAUUUUCAUGCACUGUCCAAUGUCAUCCCUUCACCCAUCAGACUGCCUGUUUUUUUCGACCGCAUUAUGAGUACACCGCAUUGAUGGCAACCUCAUUCUGGUGUUUUUUUAGGCAACGGGAUUGUCUGCACCUUUUCAUCACAACGCUCUGUGAUAGGGGUGAAACCGCCGAACUCGUUAACUUUGAAUAUGGACACAUGGAGGAUGAGGUAAUCCAUCAGUUUUUUUGUCCCACACCCUGUAGUUUGGCUUGGAGCAAAGUCGCCGAACAUCCACUGCAAUUUUGUCUAAACUUGGGUGUUUGA
Molecule: messenger RNA, 2388 nt
Organism: Mesocestoides corti
Lineage: Eukaryota; Metazoa; Platyhelminthes; Cestoda; Cyclophyllidea; Mesocestoididae
Source: the annotation of a GenBank genome assembly